Messenger RNA from Sorex araneus (European shrew), 5655 nucleotides. It is a transcript of the gene ALG9, whose product is annotated as ALG9 alpha-1,2-mannosyltransferase. Gene Ontology annotation, biological process: protein N-linked glycosylation. Lineage: Eukaryota; Metazoa; Chordata; Mammalia; Eulipotyphla; Soricidae. Bases 78 to 1931 code for a protein of 617 amino acids. The transcript has 15 exons. Gene Ontology annotation, cellular component: endoplasmic reticulum membrane. Gene Ontology annotation, molecular function: alpha-1,2-mannosyltransferase activity. The record is from RefSeq and is a predicted model, not a curated record.
CGCCUGCCUCAGCAAUGUCUGCGCGCUCGCCGCCUUCGCUCGGAGCCGGGUUCUAGCCCCUUGCCCGCACCCUGGCCAUGGUGAACCGAGGAGCUCGGCAGCGCCUGAAGGGCAGCAAGGGCGGCGCAGGCAGGGCUGGCAGCGGCGGGGACACGGCCUGCGCCGCGAAAAAGCGGCGGGAGCUGCCGUGCGGCCCGAAGGAGCAGGGCGCCGAGCCGCGGAGCGAAUUACCUGGGAACAAAGCAGGGCAAGUGUGGGCUCCCGAAGGAUCUACUGCUUUCAAAUGCCUGCUCUCUGCAAGGCUGUGUGCCGCUCUCCUAAGCAACAUCUCUGACUGUGAUGAAAUAUUCAACUACUGGGAACCAACACACUACCUCAUCUAUGGGAAGGGGUUUCAGACGUGGGAGUAUUCCCCAGCCUAUGCCAUUCGCUCCUAUGCUUACCUGUUGCUUCACGCCUGGCCAGCUGCAUUCCAUGCAAGAUUUCUACAAACGAGUAAGAUUCUUGUCUUUUACUUUGUACGAUGUCUGCUAGGUUUUGUGAGCUGUGUCAGUGAACUUUACUUUUACAAAGCUGUGUGUAAGAAGUUUGGGCUGCAUGUGAGCCGAAUGAUGCUUGCUUUCUUGGUUCUCAGCACUGGCAUGUUUUGCUCUUCAUCCGCAUUCCUUCCUAGUAGCUUCUGCAUGUACACUACGUUGAUUGCCAUGACCGGCUGGUAUAUGGAGAAGACUUCUGUGGCCGUGUUGGGAGUAGCCGCUGGGGCUAUCUUGGGUUGGCCAUUCAGCGCAGCUCUUGGCUUACCUAUUGCUUUUGAUUUGCUGAUCAUGAAACACAGGUGGAAGAGCUUCUUGUGUUGGUCACUGGUGGCCCUCAUCCUUUUCCUGGUGCCAGUGGUGAUCAUUGACAGCUACUAUUAUGGGAAGCUGGUGAUCGCGCCACUCAACAUUGUUUUAUAUAAUGUCUUUACUCCUCAUGGCCCUGAUCUUUAUGGCACGGAACCCUGGUACUUCUAUUUAAUUAAUGGAUUUCUGAAUUUCAAUAUAGCCUUUGCUUUGGCUCUUUUUGUUUUGCCACUGACCUACCUUAUGGAAUACCUACUACAGAGCUUUCACGUUCAGAAUUUAGGCCACCCAUAUUGGCUUACCUUGGCUCCAAUGUAUAUCUGGUUUCUGAUUUUCUUCAUCCAGCCUCACAAAGAGGAGAGAUUUCUUUUCCCUGUGUACCCACUUAUAUGUCUCUGUGGUGCUGUGGCUCUUUCUGCACUUCAGAAAUGUUACCACUUCAUGUUUCAGUGGUACCGCCUAGAGCAUUAUACCAUCACGUCCAAUUGGCUGGCACUGGGGACCGUCUUCCUCUUUGGGGUCCUUUCCUUUUCUCGAUCGGUGGCACUAUUCAGAGGAUAUCACGGGCCCCUUGAUUUGUAUCCAGAAUUUUACCGAAUCGCUACCGACCCAACCAUCCACACUGUCCCAGAAGGCAGACCUGUGAAUGUCUGUGUGGGUAAGGAGUGGUAUCGGUUUCCCAGCAGCUUCCUCCUGCCUGAUAAUUGGCAGCUUCAGUUCAUUCCAUCGGAGUUCAGGGGCCAGUUACCAAAACCUUUUGCAGAGGGAUCACUGGCCACCCGGAUUGUUCCUACAGACAUGAAUGACCAGAACCUGGAGGAGCCAUCGAGAUAUAUCAACAUCAGCAAAUGCCACUACUUGGUGGAUUUGGACACGAUGAGAGAAGCACCCCGGGAACCAAAAUACUCAGCCAACAGUGAAGAGUGGAUCAGUGUGGCCCACAGACCAUUCCUCGAUGCCUCUAGAUCUUCAAAACUGCUACGGGCAUUCUAUGUCCCUUUCCUGUCAGAUCAGUAUACAGUGUAUGCAAAUUACACCAUCCUCAAACUCAGGAAAGCAAAGCCAAUCAGGAAGAAGACUGGAGGUUAGCAGCAGGCUCGUGAUCCAGGUCGACAACCAUCCAGUGACCCGGUUCUACUCACAUGACUCCCUCCAAGUCAUCACUUUGUAACAUUUGUAAUAAAGACCUCUGACACGAAGACUGGAAUCUGUGUGCUUUGGGCCAGUCAAGUCACUCACAUCCACCUUUUUGCCUGUGUAUUCUGCAUGCAAACGAGGCAAAGAAAGGCCCUGCAGUCCUGGUAGAUUGAAGCCCUGAAGUCCAACGGUUGCUCCACAUCUCAUUGUUUUCCUUCUGUUCCAUUGUUUACUAGACCAGAGAAGAGCAGGACCGACUUACAGAAAGAAUUGAAAAUCCCUCUCCUGGAUGCUGUUAAGCUCUUCCCCACACUCUGGCCUGGCAUCUAAGCACGCCUCUCGCCUCUCCAGGGCCAUAUGGGUUUCUCCACCAAAGCUACUUGGCAGCUCUGAGCAGCCCUUCUUGUUCAAAUCCUAGUGCUGAAAUGACAGUGGCCGUGUUGCCAGCCUUCAUGUCCUCUCAUCUCCAUCACGGCCGAACUUCCCAGAAACCCUUCACAGGACUGGCUCCUGUCCUGGAGAUGUCUCAGGAAGAAGGGAACUGGGUGACGAAGUAUGGCUGAGAAGUGGCAUGAUGGAAGAUGCCUAGUUUUCAGUUUAUUUACUUUAUAGCAAACUGUAAUUCCCCCACGCCCACCCCCCAGGUUCCAGUAUGCUGUUUCUUGACUUCAAGACUUUCCUGCCUCAAGGAAUCAGCAGAUCUGACUAAAAGUAAAGAACCUGUUUGGAGAAAAUUAAUUCCAUCAGUCGGUCGAUGUGAAAAAUAGCUCAGUUUAAGUAAUAUACUCUGAGUUCCUUCCUGAGGAAAUUAAGAAUUCUCCACACACACACACCUCUUUUUAAUUUUUUUUAACAACCCAGUUUAUAGCACAUAUUUAUAGCACAUAUUUUUGAGUUUCAUAUUGCAAAGCACAUCCUGCAUCAGGCAAUUCUGGUCAAAUAAAAAAUGAUAAUGACCUAAUUAAAAUAUGAUCAAUACAUAUGAUUUCCUUGCCUUUACAUCCAGUGUUCCAAGCGUUUACAAGGCAGUUUUCCAUGAUCUCAGAGCUAUGACAUGACAUUAGGGAGACAAAGUAGAUUGUUUUGCACCUACGGACCUUGUGGUACCGGGUAUCAAACACGGGGCUCCUGCAUACAAAACUUGCACUCAGGUCACCUGUCUGGCCCCAAGGUAGGAAGUCUUUAUCCCCAUUUUUCAGACAAGAAGACUGAGACUAAGGGAGGUGGUAACAUGACCUACCCCAGGUUCCACUGCCCACAUGAGUGCUGGGACUAGCUUCUCAUUCAGUGCUCAUCCACAUUCCUCACUCAGCUGGGAAAACAUCACUGGAAAGAAUGAUGAGAUUGGCUGGAGACACGAGUACAGUUUCUCCUUGAAGGCAGACUUUCCUCCGCCCUCUUCUGAAUUCUUUAGACCCUCCAGUCUGCCUGUGGGCAAGGCCACCUGCAGUGCAGCUCGCCCGAGAAAGCAGUGCUUCUGUCUGGAAGUCUCGCUCCUUCAUAGCCAGGCAGGAUCCAGUGCCAGCACCACUCCAUGAUCAAUCUGGGUCACGUACAGGUGCCUUAUUCCCCUCCAGGUGAGUGUGUCAAGUCUCUGUAGAGACGAGGGGCCCAUUUUCCAGUUUCCAUCUUUCAUUUUAAAAGAGAAGGGCUUGUAGAUCGGCACUGGUGCCAAGCGAAGAGAAAGAUGGGGCUCAGGGGAUUGUCCGUGAAAUAUUUCCCCACACCUACAGUUAUAUUGACCAUCCUUCACAGUGGCUAAAACUCGUUUUUUUGCAAAAGAAAAUAAGAGUACAUGGGGCCAGAAAGAUAGUACAGAAGGGAAGGCAAAUUGCCUUGCAUGGGCCUGCAGUAGCUGCAACUCUGGUUCCAAUCUCAGCACCACAUAUGGGCCAUGAGCACCAUCAGGGGUCACUUCUAAGCACAGAGCCAGGAAUGGUCCCUGAGCAUCACUGGGUGUGGCCCAACACAUCCCCCUCCCCCACCCAACACACACACACACACACACACACACACACACACACGUAGAGAGUCUAGUGAUGGAGGCCCGUGAUGAGUUUUCUCCUAAAAUGUUCCUCCUGCCACUUCCUUGAUCUAUGAAUGCUGAUCUAUUUUUAUCAUCCUGCUAUUUUGCAUGUCUUUUUAAAAAAUGGCCUUCCGGGCUGGGGACAUAGUUCCAAGGGCGGGAGCAUGUGCUUUGUAUGCCACAGGCCCUGUUUCCAUCCUGACACGAUAGCCUGAGUAUCCCUGCACACUGAGCUGGGAGUAGUCCCAGAACUUUCAGGUGUGGCCCUCCCCACUUUAAAAACCUUUGGAGCAAGAUGUUAAUGCUAUUAUAAUUAUAUGACCCAAACUGUGAUGAUUGAUCCAGGCAUUUCUUGGGAACGCUUCACUUCUAUCUCUUUUAAAACCUGCUUCUGAGUGUCUCUCUUCCACAUCCAUCUUGAGUGUGAGCGCGACCGAUUGCAGAACACUGUGCCAAAUGCUGUAGGGAAAGUCAUAAAAAUGGCUUUCACUGCGAAGGUGUCUUUCAUGUGAGAUCCUAUAAAUGCAUUUAAGAAAUUCUCUACCUCCACACGACACAAAGGUGAACCUCUGGGAGCAGGGCUCUGGUGGACUGGGGCGGAAAGAGCAUCGACAGUCUUGGUCGGGUGGCUUUGAUUCUGCAGAGUAUCAUUAUUAGGCAGGGAGAGAAUGCCCUGCUUGCUGCGGGGACAGUCGCCAAGGUCUGAACUUCCCCGUAGACAUGGCAUGAGGCACAGCAGAUUCUGUGCUGUGGCCUAUGAUGGCGAGCCUGGUGUGGGAGAGGGUCCUGGCCAGCUCAGGCCUCUCUGGUCUGGAGAUCAGGAGCAGCCCUGCCGGUAACGUGAUGUUUCCAGCCCAGACUCUGUGGUAGCAUCAGUUGUCAAGGUUGACCUGCCGUCUAGGGGGUGUCUAUUUUAGCCUCUUGAAAUAAUUCCUGAAAAUUGAAGCCUAUACAUUUUGCCAUUGAAUUCAACUUUAGAAACAGACUGGUCAUCAACCCAGGUGGCUCUGGAUGCCAGCUGUUUAUUUGGGAUAUUUUUCCAGUUGGGAGGUCUGGGAAAGAACCUUAGAAUUCUCAAGUGCUUCCAUAACAUGAGGUCUCGGGUGACCAUUGGGCAGAGCACCAAUAGUAAUCUUUUAUUGUGUUUUGCAUUUCAUGAGAUUUAUUAAAAUAAGAAUUAGCUGUGAUUGCACUGUCUUCUGGAUAAUGGCACAGCUCUGCUUUCAAUUUAGUUCAUUUUAUUUUCUCUGGAGAGCAAAAGAGGCACAAUUCAAUCAGGCAAAUUAAAGCGCAUGUGUUAAUUCAUUCUUACACUUCCACAUAAAAUGCCUUGAAUAAAUGGAUAAAAGAACGUGUGCUCAGCUUAAUGCUUUUGCAACUGAAGAAUUAGACUUUGUAUGGCAUUGCUGCAUUUCAGAGGCUACUUGAUGUUUCUGUAAAUCUGGAUGAAUACUGCCUUUAAUUUUCCCCAUAUCUAUAACCAUGUGAUCAUACAAAUAAAAUCAGAAACCAGUGCAGUGUGGAAGCAAGUGUUACCCCAUACAUUUGUCUCACUGAGUCUUGUACUUUGUGUCAUGUGUCAGUGUUUACACGACCAACUUACUGUAUUUUCGGCAAAAGAAAAAGUUGAAUAAACACUUGGUGGUUUGA